CGCUUAUGUUUUUGCUGCGAUAGUUCUGGUAGUUUCUGUGUGGAAAUAACACGAUAUUAAAAGUGAAUAAUGACAGACGGCACGGGUAAUGAUGACACCACCGUUUUCAACACAAUAUCUGAUUCAUCCAAGACGGAAACAUAUACAGCGGGCCCUCUCGUUCUAUACUCGACGGCGCAAGCAUGGGCAGCUCAGUUUCAUCGCAGCAUCACACAGUCUUACAGGAUAUCUGAGUCAUCGGACGAUGAAGAUCUUUCCCAGUAUCAGUUUGAAGAUGACCUCGAGUACCUGAGGUCCUUGGACCCAAAGGAGUGGAAAGAGCAAGACCAUUAUGCUGUCUUGGGCUUGAAAAAGCUCAGGCACAAAGCGACCGAAGAUGUUAUAAAAAGGGCUUAUAAGCAGAAAAUCCUCAAACAUCAUCCCGAUAAACGUAAGGCGCUGGGAGAGGAAAUCCGGCCGGACGACGAUUAUUUCACCUGUAUCACACGGGCAUGGGAAACGCUGGGUAAUCAGGCGAAGAGGAGAAGUUACGACAGUGUAGAUCCUUACUUUAACGACGAUUUGCCGGAGGAGAAAGACUGUAAAAAUAAUUUCUACGUGCUGAUGGGUAAAUCGUUUAAGGAGAACGCCAGGUGGUCCGUGAAACAACCUGUGCCUCGCUUAGGUGGGCCAGAUAUGCCCAGAACCAAAGUGGAGAAAUUUUAUUCGUUCUGGUACGAUUUCGACUCGUGGCGCGAAUACUCUUACCUGGACGAGGAAGACAAGGAGAGCGGUCAGGAUCGUGAUAUGCGUAAAUGGAUCGAGAAGAAGAACAAAGCGACGCGGGCAAAACGGAAGAAAGAAGAAAUGGCGCGUAUACGUACCUUGGUCGAUAUGGCGUACAACCUGGAUCCUCGAAUAAAGAAAGCUAGACAGAAGGAAGAAGAGAGGAUAGCGAGGGAUGCCGCUGAGAAGGAACGGCUGGAAAAGCAGAAGCGAGACAGCGAGGAAAAAGCGAAAAUGGACGCGUUGAAGCAAGAAAGGGAGGCGCAGAAAAAAGCGUUACGCAAGGAGAGGAAAGCGCUCAGGGAUCUCUGUAAAUCGAACAAUUAUUUCGCGGAGAACUCGGCAGAGAGUAUCAGACAUAUGGAAAGCGUAGAGAAAAUUUGCGAGUUGUUCAAGCUUGUGCAGCUAGAAGAGGCCAUGAAGAAAUUGCAGGCAGACGGCAGAUCGGCGUUCAUCAGCAUCGUAGAUGAAACUGAAAAGAAAAUCGAGGCGGAGCGUAGGGUGGGCGUCAGUCCUAAUGACACGCGGAACACACCGAAGAAACAAGUGAAAUCACAGGCAGCUCCGUGGAACGAGGACGAUCUUCAACUGUUGAUAAAAGCGGUAAAUCUGUUCCCGGCUGGAACGAACCAACGCUGGGAAGUAGUCGCGAAUUUUAUCAAUCAGCACAGCAGCUCUACAGCGGGCGUGACCCGCGACGCGAAAGAAGUUCUCGCAAAAGCCAAAGACUUACAGUCCACCGAUUUCAGCAAGUCCAGUCUGAAAGAACAGGCGAAUAAGAAAGCCUUCGAUAAUUUCAUCGCGGAGAAGAAGACCAAAGAGUCCGUCGAGGAACGAAUGCCGGCCGUCACGGAGCGUCUGGAUCAUCCUAUGGCGAACGGGAUCACCGCGGAACCGAAAGACCCGAAGAAGGAACCGCAACCGUGGACACCGGCGGAGCAGAAAUUGUUGGAGCAAGCUCUGAAAACGUAUCCCACCACCGUCCCCGACAGGUGGGAUCAAAUCGCGGCGUGUAUACCGACUAGAACGAAAAAAGAAUGCAUGAAGAGGUACAAGGAGCUGGUGGAGCUGAUCAAAGCGAAAAAGGCAGCUCAAGUGAUGAAAUAAUGCUAGCCUAUGUUUAAACUGAAAAUUUUUUUCUAACUUAUUCUAAUCUCGGCUUGAGGUGGUCAUCGCGCGCGUAUUAUUUCUGGUAGGAACUUGUUCAAUUGUGUUUCUCGAGAAAACGGACGAAUUUCAGCUUUCACCGGAACACGCCAGUUGUUGUGUAUAUAACCUGUGCCUUGCUUUUUAGUCCCGUAUACGCACAGUUUGUUACAGUUACUUAGGAAAACAUUCUGCUACUUACCACACGCGUCAAAACAAUCGCGGCACCUAUAGUCACACACCACUGUACAAUUCACGGCAAAAAAUGUUCACCGCUUUAAAAGGUAAAGAAAACGACAUUUUUCCCGUAACGGCGAUCAACAUUUUUCGAUGUUCAUGGAAAAUAAAUUACGUUUUCUUUUUUCCGUU
Dufourea novaeangliae is the source of this 2280-nucleotide messenger RNA. RefSeq names its product dnaJ homolog subfamily C member 2. Gene Ontology annotation, cellular component: cytosol. Bases 70 to 1872 code for a protein of 600 amino acids. The record is from RefSeq and is a predicted model, not a curated record. The transcript has 6 exons. Gene Ontology annotation, biological process: regulation of translational fidelity; 'de novo' cotranslational protein folding. Gene Ontology annotation, molecular function: ribosome binding; Hsp70 protein binding. NCBI's taxonomy places the organism in Eukaryota, Metazoa, Arthropoda, Insecta, Hymenoptera, Halictidae.